GUUGGACAGGUGAUGAUGACAGCAGAGAGCAGCCCUCUGAGCACACACGUGUACAACACCUGUGAUGGGGUUCCAGGAGCCAAAAUGGACCUGAGCCUUCAUCGCCUGGACUCCAAACUGAUGAUCUGGACCAUGAUCAGCAUUGGGACAACGAAUGAAAAAGGCUGCUGUCACGGACUGAUCAGCCAGGAAGCGUUCACCCCCGGCAUGUACAAGCUGCGCUUUGAGACCGGAUCAUACUGGGAAAGUCUGGGUCAGACAUCCUUCUACCCAUAUGUAGAGGUGGUGUUCACCGUCCGUGAGCUGUCCCAGAGGUUUCACCUCCCUCUGCUGAUGAGCCGAUUCUCCUACAGCACCUACAGAAGCUGAAAGCUUCUCCAAUAGCAGAUAUUUAACAUUUUGCUGUCUUCAGUUAUGGGUUAAACAUGUAUGUACAAGUCUAAUGUUCGUGGUUGUCACAUGUUUAAUGGUCAUGGUUUUAAUUGUUGGGACAAAAAUAACUACCAGUAAUUUAACAGGUAGCAUGACAGAACAGUUUUUACUUAUUGGAGACACACAAAAAAAAGUUGUAUUUUCAUACAUCGAAACAUUCAAAUAACAUGUUUAAAACUAAAUUACUAAUUUCUUAGAAUAUGAUUUAUCAACAUGCAAUAAGAUGAACUAACUGUACAAUAAACAAGUGAUUCAGUCAAAGAA
Messenger RNA from Austrofundulus limnaeus, 696 nucleotides. It is a transcript of the gene urahb, whose product is annotated as urate (5-hydroxyiso-) hydrolase b. Gene Ontology annotation, biological process: purine nucleobase metabolic process. Lineage: Eukaryota; Metazoa; Chordata; Actinopteri; Cyprinodontiformes; Rivulidae. The record is from RefSeq and is a predicted model, not a curated record. Gene Ontology annotation, molecular function: hydroxyisourate hydrolase activity.